Habropoda laboriosa is the source of this 4766-nucleotide messenger RNA. RefSeq names its product adenylate cyclase type 9 (gene Ac13E). The record is from RefSeq and is a predicted model, not a curated record. The transcript is spliced from 8 exons. Gene Ontology annotation, biological process: cyclic nucleotide biosynthetic process; intracellular signal transduction; adenylate cyclase-activating G protein-coupled receptor signaling pathway. Gene Ontology annotation, molecular function: adenylate cyclase activity. Lineage: Eukaryota; Metazoa; Arthropoda; Insecta; Hymenoptera; Apidae. The coding region runs from base 68 to 4564 and encodes 1498 amino acids.
GAUGAUUUCCUUAGUUUUGUGGCGAUUUCGCCAGUGAUCAAGGUGAAUUGACUGGCUUGCUAUUUGAAUGUCAAGUAUGACUCCUCCCUUAAAUCGAAAACGAAGCUCAUCUGUUAGUUUUACAAGAGCUAAAGAUGAUAGCGAAGAUGCUGCAGAUGAAAUCCAUAUAUCUUUAGCACCAUAUAUACAAACAUAUUUGGCACAUAGUGGACAAGGACUUGGAUGUUGUGGAAUUAGCCUUCCAGUACCAUUCGAACGUGCAGCACCAAGAUCUUGGUGGAAUCCUAGAUUUGAUUCAGAAAUACUUGAAGAUCAAUUUAAAAGAAGUGCCUUUCCACAAAUUAGAUUAAGAUUCCGGUAUGCUUUAACAUACAUUUUGUUGGUUUCUUUAUCAUGGCUGGUAUAUUUUGUUAUAAUUGGAACAGAAUACAGUACUACAACAUGGCCAGCCAUAGCAGCAGUUUUCACUAUUGUCGGAGCAAUGGUAUCAGCAGUCUUAUAUUUAACACAUACAGAUUAUUAUAAGAGUUAUGUGUUACCAAUUUCAUUGGGUGUUGCAUCCAUGCUUUGCAUUCUGUCUUUACUUUUUCUCACAAUAGUACCACCUUAUAUAGAUGGCUUAACUCUAGUCGGACAUUUUGCAUUAUGUUCUGAGAUUUUGUUAUUAAUUUACACUGUCUUACCAAUGCCGCUGUAUGCUUGCGUGGGAAUAUCAACGAUUUAUUCAUUUCUAUUUGAAUUUUUGACUGCCUACCUAUAUGGUUCAAAAAGUGCAAGAGAACAUUUUUUUAGCAAAUAUGUUUUCUCAAAUACUUCAACAGGGAAUGAUGCCAUUAUAGAUUACAACAAAAUAUCAGCACCUGCAUACUCAUUUUUGAAAAACUUUAAUAACAGUCAAUUUUUUAAUGUGAUGCACGAUGACAACGAAUAUACAACUGCAAGUACGAAACAAGUAUCAGAUUCUCAGAAUUCAACACUGUUAUCUGCUCUGGGAAUGAAUUUAAAUCAAGAAACUAUGAUUGGAAAGAUGUCUGGAGUUUUGAAUGAUACAAAUGUUAUUAAGAACUUAAAUUCUAGCAUAAUGUCAACAAUAGGCAACGUUAAUUCCACUAUAAACGCUUCGUCUAAUGAUUUAAUCUCCAAAGGUAUAAACAAUGCAACUUCGAUAUUGAGAGAAAAUAUAUUAACUCAUAAUAAUGGUGAAAUAUCGAACUAUUUGUUAAGUAGCAACAUAUCUAACCGAUCAUUUUCGGACGAUAAUUAUUUUUCUACGAAUCUUGGAAUAAGAAUCUUAAUGCAGGUCUGCAUUCAUCUGAUAGGUAUACAUAUUUUAAUAAUGACUUUUGUAAGAAUGCGUGGUACGUUUAUGAAAGUGGGUCAAUCAUUAUUGGUUCGACGUCAGUUAGAAAUGGAAAAACAACUUAAAGAGAAAAUGAUUCAUUCAGUGAUGCCGCCUAAAGUCGCAGAUUGGUUAAUGGAAGAAAGCGAACGUGGAAGGGAACGGGAGGAUUCUUUAAAAAAAGGUUCGAUACCGUCCAAUAAUACAGAUAUUCGUUCAUUAUUUCGACCAUUCAAUAUGCAUUCAAUGGAAAACGUUAGUAUCCUAUUUGCCGAUAUUGUUGGGUUUACGCGAAUGAGUUCCAAUAAAACUGCGGAAGAAUUGGUUGGCAUUUUAAAUGAUCUUUUCGAAAGAUUCGACGAUUUAUGUGAACAUCAUGGAUGUGAGAAGAUUUCUACAUUGGGAGACUGUUAUUAUUGUGUAAGUGGGUGUCCAGAGCCAAGGCCAGAUCAUGCAAAAUGUUGUAUUGAAAUGGGAUUAGCCAUGAUAGAAGCUAUAAAACAAUUUGAUAUUGAAAGAAGAGAGGGUGUUAAUAUGAGGGUUGGAGUGCAUACUGGAACUGUACUCUGUGGAAUUGUGGGCACUAAAAGGUUUAAAUUUGAUGUCUGGUCUAAUGAUGUGACUUUAGCAAAUAAAUUAGAAAGUACAGGAAAACCAGGAAGAGUUCACUUGAGUGAAAAAACAUUAAGCUUCCUUAAUGAUAGAUAUCUUACAGAAGAAGGAGAUUUAAUAAAUGGUAUUAAAACUUAUUUCAUUAAAGGUCGAAAAUCAGAUUUCACCUCUCAAUUCAUAAUGAAUAUUACAUCUCCGAAAAGUAUAUCGCCUUUGAUGCAGUCGCGUCAUCGUUUGGCCUCUUGUAAUAGUCAAUCUAAAUCAAAAUGUCAUUAUCUCCACAUGGUUACUAAUACAAGUAAUUACAGAAUGAAAGCAAAUUCUCUGCCAAGUAUUCUAGAUUCCGAAAACGGAGAUACCGAUACCGCAGAUGAAAAGGAGGAUGCAAGUAAAAGUCCGAUAUCUGUUGCCAGUUAUGGGAAGAAAAAAAUGCGGAACAAACCGUGGAAAUAUUUACAGCGACAACGAACUACUGAAGAAAUGACUCCUCUAGAAAUGGAAGAAGCCAAAGCAAUUAUUGCCGAACGAUCAAAAACUGAAUCUCAAUCAUACGAAGAUCGCAAUGGAUUUAGGCAGAAUACAUCUCAAAAUGAUAUUGAAAUGGAUCCAAAUCCUAUACCUUCUAGUCCUUUAUUGUCUGGUCAAGAGCCACUCAGUCGUGCCUCUUCUAUGUGUAGUAGGAAAGAUUCUGGUAUCAGAAGUAAUAGUAGACGUAGCAGUAUACAGCAACAGUUAUUUUUGAUGAAUGGUAUGGCUCAGGGAGAUUUACUGACACACAGAGUGAGUGGCUAUUAUACUUCUAGUUCGACUUUAAAUUCUGUUCAUGAGCCGUCUUCUUCGGUACCACCCUAUCCAUUUCCCCCAGCUGUUACGGACACUUUUGGUGCAUGUUUUCAUAAAUUAAGAAAACAAUCUGAUCUACAAUUAAUCAGGUGUGUUCAAGAUAACGUAAGUUCUCAACGAUCAUACUUCGUAAAACCGCCACUUUCGAGUUUGACUCUCUUUUUCAAGAACAAAGAAAUGGAAAAGGAGUACAGAGAGAAUGCUCACAAGGUUAGCGAAUGUAUCAGUGGAAAUCCACCUACUCUAGCUACCUCGAGAUUCAAUACGUACUUUGAUAUUCUAAUAUCGGCGUUGGUUUACACUGCCGUUACGGUCUCACUGUUUUUACUUUGCGAACCAACGUUAUACUAUAUGAUUUUUUUUGUGUAUGCUACUACCAUUCAAAUUAUAGCGGUGUCACUUUGUAUUCGUCAGCUUUUAUAUCCGAAUAUGGUCCAUGCAACAUUGACACAACGAAUAUUUAAAUUCUUUUCGCAAUGGUAUCCUUGGCAUAUUUGUGGUGCAAUUUUAGUCGGUUUACCAAUUACAUCAAUUCUCCUUAAUUAUACGUGCAGUAACUUUCAUAGUUUAAAUAAUUUUGAAUACUAUUACGGCUACUUGAUCUUUGUUGCUUUAGUUCAUUUUUGUAAUUUCACGCAACUGAAUUGCUGGAUGAAAAAUUUUUUAGUGACAUUCAUGGGUGUAUUGUUUCUUUAUCUCGUGAUGAAUCACGUAUUAUAUAAUCAAGAAAAUCUCGGUAAUCAAUUUCUCAACAACUCGUUAAAUUAUACACAGUCUUCGAUGAAUCAACGUGUUACUGAUUUAAUUAGGAAUCAACUUAAUGAAACUGCUACAAAAAAGAUAUCGAAUAAUAGUCCUAUUUUCUCAUCAAAUUCCACAAUGAAAACCGCUUUUAUGAGACAACAAGAGGCAGAAGUCAGGUACAACGAACGAUUAUACAAUUCCGAGAUUUUUUUAGAUAUGAUACUUUUACUUUUGUUAGUUUGGUUUCUAAAUCGUGAGUUCGAAAUUAGUUAUCGGUUAAGUUUUCAUGGGAAUGCAGUAGCCGCGCGGGAUAAAAGUUGUGUACAGUCUAUGAAAAAUCAAGCCGAUUGGCUUUUACAUAAUAUUAUACCAAAAUACGUUGCCGAUCAGCUAAAAACCACUGCUAAGUAUUCGCAAAAUCACAAAGCCGUAGGAAUCAUCUUUGCAAGCAUAGUGAACUUUAAUGAACUUUAUGACGAAUCUUAUUUAGGUGGUAAAGAAUAUUUGCGUGUGCUUAACGAACUUAUCGGUGACUUCGACGAGUUGUUAGAAAAGUCGGAAUUCUCGAAUGUGGAAAAGAUUAAAACUAUUGGUAGCACGUUUAUGGCGGCAAGCGGUUUAAAUCCACAGGUUAGGCAGCAAAGUGAACACGAGUAUGCGCAUCUAUUUCAAUUAUUAGAUUUUGCUGUGGCGAUGCAUAAAGUAAUAAACGAUUUCAAUCGAGAUUUAUUAGGUUUUAAAUUAAUUUUGAGAAUCGGUUUUAAUUAUGGUGACGUUACGGCCGGAGUAAUCGGAGCUACGAAGUUGUAUUAUGAUAUAUGGGGUGACGCUGUAAAUAUAGCAUCUAGAAUGGAUUCGACUGGAGUCGCUGGAAGAAUACAGGUAGCCAAGAAUGUUUUAGAUGUUCUGUCAGAACAAUACGAGUUCGAGCCACGUGGCCAAGUCUAUGUUAAGGGAAAAGAUAAUAUGGACGUGUUUUUAUUAAUAGGAAAAAAGAACCAUAUUGAUACAACGACGAGCACUUAAAUUUUUUCAGAUGCCUAAUGAUCAAGUCGGUUGUUAAAGAAAUUAAUCUUUUACACGUUACAUCUAUAUCGAGCAUAUAAUCUUUUCCGAAUCAGGCUUCUAGCAACAUUUCGAUCUCGUUAAGAAUUGUAUGAAUCUGCGGUAUAUAAAUAGUACCGUUAACGUUACACACCUGAAAAGCGUACCUUACUCUUUAAUUGCU